Dibothriocephalus latus is the source of this 540-nucleotide messenger RNA. The record is from the annotation of a GenBank genome assembly. Lineage: Eukaryota; Metazoa; Platyhelminthes; Cestoda; Diphyllobothriidea; Diphyllobothriidae.
AUGUACAAUUUCCCCGUUGUUUUCCUUAAUUCCUUUCGCAUUCUACAGGAGCAGGCUAUCAGGCGGCAACAAAACGACUAUAUUAGACAACUACAGAACUACUACGACAAUCUGCUGGCCAAACACGCCCUCGCUGAGGUUACCAUUGAUCAGUUACGUUUCGUCUCUAAAGUGGGUAACGCCUCAGAAAACGACACUCUUUCGCGGCGAUCGGGUAGUCAGUCAGCGUUAUCUGAUGCUAUCCCUGCGAGCAACGAUGCGCUGCGUCCGAGGCCUCCGGAGAACCACUUUAAGGCCGCUACGGCUUCUGACUCCCUCCGUAGACCGCAGCAUGCGAAAAGUUCCUCGUUCUCUUUCCUGCCUCCUGGUUCUCUCCCGGUUGCAUCCUCGGGUGUCCAGGCCGGCCUGACAAGAUCCGGUUUAAGAAUCGAUGCCGAAAGUCAGGAUGCUGCUUCCAGGCAGAAUAAUUUCCCUCGGAGAUUCAUGUCCAAACCCAGACGUCCCCAAGUGCUGUCCGCUUCUUCGGACCAAAUGCUGUGA